AUGUUCAGCGGAAUUCAACCCGUGACGGUUGUGUUUAACAACGCGAAAAAUUGUUUCCUCCAUGUGCCUGCCAAGUUAAUUUCCCAUCUCUCUCUGAGCGAGAACCAGGCUUUGGAGUUGUCCUGGAGUCAUGAUGGACCUCCUGUUUUUCUCAGCUGGACUCUUAGCCGCAGCUCCUCCAACUUUGAUAACCACCAUGUGGAGAUGUGCCGACAUCUCGCAGAAAAGUUGGGCCUGCUGGAAGGAGAGGAGGGCUUCUUGAGGGCAUGUCCGCAAGUGUCAUCAGUGCGUCAAGUGUUUGUGGAGCCACUCUCAGCUGAUGACUGGGAGAUUUUGGAGCUCCACAGUGGUGCGCUCGAGGAGCAUCUUCUGGAUCAGAUUAGAGUGGUAUUCCCAGAUGCUGUUUUGCCUGUGUGGGUGGACAGCCACACAGUUCUUUACAUUCAGAUAGCGUCCUUGUUACCUUCAGUGCCUUACGGUCGGCUGGAGCCCUUCUCGGAGCUCAUGGUAACCCCUAAAAAACACACCAGGCACCCCGAGGUGCCUCAUCACAGCCAUUGGGACACCCCUUCUACACCUAGACCACCCUUGCAAACCUCACCUCCUCUGAAUCAGCAGUGGGGUGGCAUCACGGACUUAAAAAGUCUUUUUAGGUACUUGACAAAAGGCUCAAGUGACCCAGUUAGGGAGGUCCCGUUCGUACCGGAAGUCCCCGCGUUGCUGCCGGACGCCCUUUACAGAGUGUGCGGCGCAUCUCCUCCUUCCCUCACCACCGCUAGUCAUGUAGCGCCAGGCGUUCUUCACAUCUUCCCGUGCAGCUACACGUCGGAUUUAGACGUCGCUGGAGGUCAACCGGAGCUGACGUACGGCCUGCUAUCCAAAGUUCCCUCACCCAAGGAAAGAGCCAAGGUAGAGAAGAAGAAAAAUGCGCCGGCAGAUGGCGUAGAGGAGGUGAAAGAUCAGGAGCUGAAACAGGAGGCCACGGUGGUGCGCUUGGUGUGCCAUGAUAUUGACGAGCUAAGAUACACAGAAGGAACCAUCCACUGUGGGACAUGCUGGAUUCCUCCAGUAUUGGCUGCCAGACUCAACAUCCUCCCACAUUCUACAGUAAGAAUAAAGCCAGUGACAUCGACAGUUAAAGUAGCAUCCUCCAUCCAACUAUGGCCUCAAAAACCACUAACUGAGGCGGAGGAGGACGAAGAUAUCCAGACAGCUUUCUUGAGCUGGCUGCACACUCAGACUCACAGACCUCUGGCCUGCCUGACACCGCGAGUUGGCUCCGUCCUCCUACACGCGACUGACGACAAAUUAGAGUUCACUGUCACAGUGCUGAAACCAGAAUCCGAACCUGAGAGUGAACCACCCGACCAACUCUUUCUCCUUUCACCUUCAGUCUUACAGAAGAAACAUAUCCAGGUAGUACGAGAACCAGUGUCUGCACCACCAGUUGAGAUUGACCCACCGAAACAAGAUCUUCCAUCGCUUUCUUCUCUAGGUGGGGUGGACGAGUUGAGCAGUAGAAGCUUUGAGUUCAUCUCGUACAGUCUGCUGGCGUCUCCUUUGUCCAGAGAGCUGCUUGGAGUCAUUGGACGAGGACUCAAAGGAGGUGCCCUGCUCAUUACUGGCGCACAAGGUAGUGGGAAAAGCGCCCUUUCUCGCGCCCUCUGCAGGAAAGCAGCAGACGACGUGGAUGCGCAUGUGGAAGUGGUGGAAUGUAAAAUGUUACAAGGCAAAAGGGCAGAGACGAUUCGUCGGACAUUACAGGAGGUUUUCACCGAGGCGGAAUGGAGGCAACCUUCUGUGGUUCUGUUGGAUGACUUGGAUGACGUGGCCAGAGCGCCCACCUCACCCGAGCACGAGGAAGGACCCGAGGAGCUGCUCCACCUACACGUCGCUCAGAGUUUGAUGGACAUAGUGGAUGAGAUGGUGGAACGUGAUGCGCUGAUUUGUUUGAUUGUAACCAGUGAGGAUGAACGCUCCUUACACAGCACUCUUACUCAAGUGCAAGGAAGGCAUUUCUUCCAGGGCUUCACUCACAUAAACCCCCCUGAGCAGGCCCAGAGAAGUGACAUCCUUUGUCGUGCCAUUGAAACGAGGUGUGGCUCGUGUCAAUCCAAUUCUGUCAACUUGGAUCUGUCAACUGUUGUCAGGGAGACCGAGGGAUACCUGCCUCAAGAUCUGCUGCUAUUGUUGGAGCGAGCCCUACAUGCUAACGCCGCUCGCCAACUACAAAACAACAAUCCUGGUUCGUGUUUGUUGCAGCAGGACUUUAACGAGGCUCUCAGGGACUUUACACCGCCAUCCCGUUGGGGGGCGGACCUCCAUACUCCGAGUGGUGAGGGGCUGAAGUCUGUAGGGGGGCUUGCGGAGGUGCGGCAGCAGUUGAUGGACACCAUCUUGCUCCCUGCUAAGUAUCCCGUCCUCUUCUCCAAGCUCCCCAUCCGACAUCGUUCGGGAGUUUUGCUCUAUGGUGCUCCAGGCACUGGGAAGACUCUACUAGCGCGAGCCGUUGCCAAAGACAGUGGCAUGAACUUCAUCAGUAUUAAAGGUCCAGAGCUCCUCAGUAAAUACAUUGGAGCAAGUGAAAAAGCGGUCCGAGACGUCUUCCAAAGGGCUCAGGCGGCGAAGCCUUGUGUGGUCUUCUUUGACGAAUUUGAUUCCUUGGCGCCCAGGAGGGGUCACGACAGCACCGGUGUCACCGACCGUGUCGUCAACCAACUGCUGACUCAGUUGGAUGGAGCAGAGGGACUCGAAGGCGUUUACGUGCUGGCCGCCACCAAUCGUCCGGACCUAAUCGAUCCAGCUCUGCUGCGCCCAGGGCGACUCGACAAGUCACUCUACUGCCCCCCGCCUGGAAAGGAGGACCGCUUAGCCAUCCUAAAGAUUUUGAGCACUGGCAUCUCUUUGGCCCCUGACGUGGACCUGGAAAAUCUGGCGGAGGCGACUCAUGGAUUCACCGGUGCCGACUUGAAGGCCCUCCUCUACAACGCCCAGCUGGAGACGCUAAAUAGCAGUCUGGAUGGUAGCAUGUUGCAGGUAAGUGGCACAACGUGCGACAUGAGCCUGUCCUCCAUGAUCUUCCCAAACAAUAGUAGCGGUUCUGAUGACCUCGUGGAUGACGGCGAAGGAGACGAGGGCAGCUGUCCGGAGUCUGCCGAGCUACAGCGUUUGGACGAACAUCGGCAACAACAAGAACAUCCAGGUGACGCCUGGAGGAUCUACUUUGGAAGCUCCUUUGAGUCGGAGUCUGCUGAAACCCUACAUUGCCCCAUCGCCAAUCCCGGCACCAAGGCCCCCCACCUGAGCGCGCCCAAUAACAUCCAGCCGUGCACGAGCCCCAUCAAACAGCCACGCAGACGAGGGUGCCACCCCAUGGCCACGGCCCCACCCAGCCAGUCCUUUGGGGGUGGGGAGGGAUCAAGGGUGAUCCCCCGGGCCAACCGUGCCCCCAUCAACCGGCCUUCAGGGAUGGGAAGAGUGGACGCACCUCCAACCCCACAAUCACCUGGCCCACGAGCCACAGCUGCAGCCCCCCCCAACUGGCACGGCAUGCCACGGGACCCCCAAUGGCCUACCAGGCCCAGGGAAGGGCCCCCUGCCGGAGCAGGCGACACCCAGCCGACACACCUGUGUCCAUGCGUCUCCGUACAGGACGCUGAAGUGCCGACGCCAGAGUCCAGUCUCCCACUGCCACCCCUCGCCAUGCCCUCACUCAAGAGCGGCUUCCAGCCUCUCAGCCACGAGCAGCAACAGCGCCUCCAGCAGGAAGUGGCAUGCAUCAAGCUAAACCACCGCAGAGCGAACGGGGAGCGAGUGCGUGCCCGGUCCAAAGCCGACCUGCCUGGCAUUCUGCUGCGUCGUUGCCACGUACUCGCCGCUCUGGACGCCACCAGGCCAUCGCUUGGAAAAGACGACUGGAGCAGAUACCAAAUGCUCUACGAGGCUUUUUCAGGAGGCAGAACCACCACGCAAACGUUCCAACCAGGACAACGCGUGACGUUAGCCUGA
Nerophis lumbriciformis (worm pipefish) is the source of this 4008-nucleotide messenger RNA. NCBI's taxonomy places the organism in Eukaryota, Metazoa, Chordata, Actinopteri, Syngnathiformes, Syngnathidae. The record is from RefSeq and is a predicted model, not a curated record.